Messenger RNA from Tympanuchus pallidicinctus (lesser prairie-chicken), 2505 nucleotides. RefSeq names its product RAB3B, member RAS oncogene family (gene RAB3B). Gene Ontology annotation, molecular function: GTPase activity; GTP binding. Gene Ontology annotation, cellular component: synaptic vesicle; plasma membrane; endosome. The record is from RefSeq and is a predicted model, not a curated record. The transcript has 5 exons. Gene Ontology annotation, biological process: regulation of exocytosis; protein localization to plasma membrane; protein secretion. Lineage: Eukaryota; Metazoa; Chordata; Aves; Galliformes; Phasianidae. The coding region runs from base 540 to 1199 and encodes 219 amino acids.
UCUGCCUGUUCUCUGAACGAGCUCAUUGUGGAGUCCUGACAAGGAAAAGCCUGAAGCAACAAGAGAGUGAGAGAAAGGUUGGGAUGAGGAUUAGGAGAAAGAAAUUGGGAGAAUUGGCUUGAUGAUUUGAGCACAAAUUCUGGGGCAGCCCUUUGAAGGCUUUCAGCUCGAAUGCUUGUUGAAUGCAGCUUCAAUAAUGAUGUGCUAUCAGGAAUUAGUAUUGCUGUCCUUGCAGUUUCACUUCAGUGAUCAGAGGAGGAGGAAGCAAAAGUCAAAUUCGAGCAAGGAGGUGGAAUUCUCUUUGAAAUGUUUGUGCUCCAGCACUGCCUGUGAUGUUACAGAACCUGCAGCACCUCGUGCACAGCCCAGCCACCAGCGCCAGGCAGCGAGAGGUGUGCUUCUAUGGCAACUGCGCUGCGUCCUCUGCAAGUAUCCUCUGAUCUUAUUUUCUGCAUUGUGCCUCUAACAAAGCUGCUCCAGCUGGUCGCCUUCUGCAAUUGGUUUUUUAACUGGGAUUGGAGAGUGGCAUUUGUAGCCAGAUGGCUUCAGUAACAGAUGCCAGAUACAGGCAGAAAGAUACUUCGGAUCAGAACUUUGAUUACAUGUUCAAACUCCUGAUCAUUGGGAACAGCAGUGUGGGUAAAACAUCCUUCCUCUUCAGAUAUGCUGAUGACACUUUCACGCCAGCCUUCGUCAGCACAGUAGGAAUUGACUUCAAAGUGAAAACAGUUUAUAGGAAUGAUAAGCGGGUGAAACUGCAGAUUUGGGAUACAGCUGGACAAGAAAGGUACAGGACCAUCACCACAGCCUACUACCGAGGCGCCAUGGGCUUCAUCCUCAUGUAUGACAUCACUAGUGAAGAAUCCUUCAAUGCAGUGCAGGACUGGGCCACACAAAUCAAGACCUACUCCUGGGACAAUGCACAGGUGAUCCUGGUUGGAAACAAAUGUGACAUGGAGGAUGAAAGGAUCAUUCCUUUGGAGAAAGGGAAACAUCUGGCUGAUCAGCUGGGUUUUGACUAUUUUGAAGCUAGUGCCAAAGAGAACAUCAACGUAAGGCAGGUGUUUGAGCGUCUUGUGGAUAUAAUCUGUGAAAAGAUGUCAGAGAGUAUAGAGUCGGACCCUUCCAGGGGCACUUCGGGAAGGAAUGUGAGGCUCACGGACAACCCACCCCCUUCACAGCAGAACUGUUCAUGUUAGUGACCUUUCUAGCUGGGAAAUGUCUUUCUCCUUUCCUGACUAAAUUUUCUCUCUUUCUUUGUGGUUCGUUACCAUGUAGUCCAAAGGCAGAAGUCUCUGUUGUAGGAAACUGGUGUGUUUAAUGUGCUGGAGUGUUUAAUAUAUAUUAUCUGAUAAUUUAAAAAGAAACACUGAAUAAAUAUUGUGAGUGCACCUAGUUGUUAAUGUGUGAGUUACACUGAAUGAAGAAAAAGAAUCGCAUAGUGUUGCAAAUGCCUACGUUUGGAUCUACUCUGAUCAGCUGCUCGGUGGCAGAUGAGUUGCAGGAUGAUGGACAUGAGGAAUUGGCUGCUGUGUGCUUGGCUGGAGGCAAGUUAUGGUAUAUAAGACUUAGAAACAGCACUAGCUCGGAAAGAAAGCAGGAGCCAAAGUAGCAUUGCCAAUAUUGUUAAAUUUUUCUGUGUUUUGUUGUUGAUUCCAUUUUUUAAUUUUGUGCUAGACGGUGCAUGUGUGAGGAUAGAUUUUCAAGUUUCAGGUUCAACCACUAUGUAUAAUUUUAGAAGAAGUGUGUGGGGAAAGACGCGAUGAAUAAAACAUCAAAGAUAUCCUGUUGGGUACACUACAGAUGUGGCAUGAUUCUUUGAGGGGAUGGAUAAUUUUUAAUAUUCGACGCCUACAAUGUUAUUGCACUAAAUAUAUACUUGUACUAAAAGAUGAAGUUUUGUAUGGGUGUAGAACUCUGUAUGUGUGCCACGUGCAGAGCUCGUAUUUCUCUGAAAUAUAAGGAACUGCUUUUGUGAAUCUGUAAAACUGUAGCAUGUGCCUUUGUCCAUGAUUGCACCAUGGUUUGCACAGCGCAGCUCCAAGCAGUGACUGCAGGUUGCAUCAGUAAAUGUAAAUGAGGUGGAUGUAGAAGAAAUUUGCUGUAUUAGUGGUGUAACUAGGAAAAGUUUUAUGGCUUUACCACAGGCCUAUAUGUUCAUCUGACCAAGGAGACUUUGUUGUCAGAAUCUGGAGUCCAGCAUCUGCCCAUGGCGCUGUCCCCAUGAUGGCACUAGCAUUCACUCUUGGAGUUUUGUUGUCACAUCUCAAAGUUCUAAGAAAAAAAACACUGGUUUUCUGGAGAAAAAUGCCACUAUCUUGUUGUUUGAGCUCAGCAUGCUCGAGGCUUGAACCCUUUGCACCGCAUUUUGUUGUUUGCAGAAAUCUUUAGUGACUUUGGGUGUGUGUGACCCGCUACUGAAAAUUCGCCUUGUGCAACGCCAGGAGUGCCAUUACUGUAUGUGAACCCUCCGAAACUGCCAAAUAAAGAGAAAUGUGGCCACCA